GCAAAAAAUCAGAGAGCGAUUAGCGAGCUUCACGGUCGCGACUGGGGGAGUCGUAAAUCGAAUUUCGGAGGCAGUAAGAGACGGGGAUCACGACGCACCAAGCAACUUCUUCAAGUGCAUAAUGGUACUAUUUGCGCGAAUAUGGUGCGUCGUCUUGGCCGGCUUGGGCGCAGCACCCUCCUCGAACGGAUCCUCGUUGUCACUGAGCGCGGCCUUGCGGGCUGCCUCCAUGUCCUCGAUGUCCUGGAAAUCCAUGGUAGCCAUCUUGAAGAGCUGGGAAUUUAACGGGCGAUGCUCUGUGGCAGGUGGUUAUGCCGUCGAGAGUCGCGCGAGAGCUCGUCGGAGUGACGUAGGAGGAGGGGGAGGGGCAGGCUUGUUGAGCCUGACGUCGACGACGGACGGGUUGUGCGAGCUGCGGCUUAAUCCAACUCCCUCUAUGCCUCUCUCUCUCGCGCGCGCUCUCGCUCUCUUCUUCGUCCACGCUCAGAUGUGGGAAUUGCCCGUAGAUGAAUGCAGCUACUACGUAGGUAAAGUAAGCUCAGAGAAUAGGAAUGAGUGGGGUGCGAUGGGGCCGUGGAGCAGUCGCAGUAAAUUGAAAUACCAGUGACCAGCAGACAGAACACAUUACAUUGGGAUAUAUCCGACUGGGCAUAUAUAUCCGGGAGGGUUUCCUUUGUCUCACCUGGGCAGUAUGGUAUCGCGCCGGCGACAG
Molecule: messenger RNA, 712 nt
Organism: Durotheca rogersii
Lineage: Eukaryota; Fungi; Ascomycota; Sordariomycetes; Xylariales; Xylariaceae
Exons: 2
Coding region: 122-607 (161 amino acids)
Source: RefSeq, a predicted model, not a curated record